Messenger RNA from Apus apus (common swift), 1539 nucleotides. It is a transcript of the gene REELD1, whose product is annotated as reeler domain containing 1. The transcript is spliced from 6 exons. Gene Ontology annotation, molecular function: oxidoreductase activity, acting on metal ions. The coding region runs from base 1 to 1539 and encodes 512 amino acids. Lineage: Eukaryota; Metazoa; Chordata; Aves; Apodiformes; Apodidae. The record is from RefSeq and is a predicted model, not a curated record.
AUGGAGGGUGGCAGGAGAGCCCACAUUGGCCUCAUCAGCUGGGUAGGCACAACCCUCUGCUUGGCCUCCUACACAACUGCCUUCUCACAUGGCGCCAGCCUUUCUGCCUGCACUGACAUGAUGCCCAACCACCUGAGAGUGCAGCUGCACAGCCCCAGCAACAACUACAUUACUCUCCACACCAACAUGUCCUUCUACUCCCCAGGUGACAAGGUUCCAGUGACUGUGAGGAGCACUCGGGAUUUUAUGGGGUUUUUGCUUCAAGCUCGCACAGUGUCUAAUGACGAAAUAGUUGGCACAUUCGUCUUCAUCCCUCCUGGUUCCAAGCUGUUGAACUGUUUUGAAGAUGGUGACACUGUGACCCACUCAGACAAGUCACUGAAGAGAAAUUUGUCCUUUGUAUGGAAAGCACCAGACCAACCCAUUGGAGACAUCAAGUUUUUCAUUUCCAUAGUCCAGUCAUACUUUGUUUACUGGGCAAAGAUUGAAUCUGCUGUUGUGGCUCAGCGAGGGCAAACUGAAACUCUUGCUGGCAGCAGCAAAAAGCCUGAUCCUGUAACCCCCACAGCCUCGCAGGGACCAUCCGACCCCCACCACACAGGUCCCAUCUCUCCCGUGGCUGCCACCAUCCUCCUCCUGCACACCCCUGUGCCACCUGCCAGCCCCACCAGUGUCGCAGCAAGGCCAGCACUGGAGCCAGGUUUGGGUGUGGGGUCAGAUGCCCAUCCCGUUGCUGACCCAAAGCAGCUGGUCUGGCCCUCGUGGGCUGCAUCCAGUGGGAGCAGCAGGCCCAGCAGGCAGGGACUGGAGCCAUCCCUCCCCACCCGAGACCUCGGUACGACGGAUGCCCUGCAAAGUUCCCCCUCCCAGGAUGACACCCCCAGCUACAGCACCUCUGAUGGAGCAGAAGGCACUGCCAGCGCUGCCACCCCACGCUUGUGUUUGAUGUGUAAAGAAGAAGGGCAGGCCAGUCCUGAGAGAGGGGCCACCUUGGAAGCCUCCCUGGCUGUGACAGGGUCUCCUUCUGCCCCGCACGUACACACUCACCUGGGUGACGCCGCUGUGACAACAGCCUGGUUUCACGAGGCCGACGCUGCUGGCAACUUGUCGUCAGCUUCCAGGCAGAUGGCAGAGAGAAAGCCGGCACCGCAGCCAGCGGCGGCAGGCGCCAAGGGCGAGGAGGAGGCAGUGGCUGGAAAUACCCUGCCAGGGGUGACCAGACCAGCUCCUGAGUCUGCUGUUCCCGGGAAGGGGGAAGACCCUGGAAGAGGGACCCGACUCCUCGCAGCCCAACUCGGCAUCCUCCUGGUCUGCACAGCCGCCCUGGGCCUGGCGCUGGCAGCCGCCCGCUGCCUCUGCGCCCCGCGCUGCCAGAAGCGGGCGGAGGUGGCCUUCAGCCCGCCUGACCCCCGCCUCGCCACCCUGGAUAGCGGGGAGGGGAUGCGCUUCCACAGGAGCCGGGAGAACAGCUUCGUGCUGGUGCGAGCCGAGUACAACUGGGUCAGCCCCUCAAGCAGGGGGAAGAAGACAAUCAUCUGA